Messenger RNA from Amphimedon queenslandica, 772 nucleotides. Its product is annotated as peptide methionine sulfoxide reductase-like. The transcript has 3 exons. Lineage: Eukaryota; Metazoa; Porifera; Demospongiae; Haplosclerida; Niphatidae. The annotation marks the transcript as partial. The record is from RefSeq and is a predicted model, not a curated record. Gene Ontology annotation, molecular function: peptide-methionine (S)-S-oxide reductase activity.
UUCUGGUUCCCCGAGGCACAGUUCGGCUGUGCCCCGGGUGUACUCCGUACAAAGGUUGGGUUUACCGGGGGAAAGAAGAAAGGGCCUACAUAUUACAGCCUUGGUGAUCACACAGAGACUAUAGAAAUACACUAUGAUCCAGACGUUACCAGUUACACUGAUCUACUGAAGCUGUUCUGGGAGAAUCACGAUCCAACUCGCUGUGCAUCUCGCCAGUACAUGUCCGCCAUUUUCUAUCACAGCGACGAGCAGAAGACUCAAGCUGAAGAGUCCAAGGAGCAAGAGCAGUCAAAGCGUAGCAAGAAAAUACAGACAAAGAUUGCUCAAGCUGAAACAUUCUACAAUGCUGAAGAUUACCAUCAAAAAUAUCUGCUACGCCAGCAAAGAGACAUACUCCAAGCCCUAAACCUCACUGAUGAGGAGCUCAUCAAAUCUCACAUUGCAUGUCGUCUCAAUGGCUACUGUGGAGGAUAUGGGAAGAUGGACGAGCUGGAGAAAGAGCUCUCUCUUUUUAAUCUUCCUUCUCGCAUACAGGAUCGCCUCAGAGCCAUCGUAUCACGUGGAAAUUUAUAUUAACUAAAUUGUAGUAAUUUGUUUUUGUCUCUGUAUUAUAAUAGUGUAUGUGUGUGUCUGUGUGGCUUUGUCACGUGACUCUCACAUGAUGCUGCAAGGAUAAACUUGGCAACUGCCUGGUCCUUGUGGCUGAUGAUAGUAUGAGGUCAUUGUGAUUUAGCGAUCACAGGAUUUUUAAUCAAUGAGUAAUAAUUAUUAU